AUGCAAGAUUUUAAAAUUAAAUUCAUUCAAAAGAUAAAUUUUAUUAAACCCUGUAUAUCUGAGAGACUUUCAAAUGCAUAUCAAGAGAACUUUCUACGAACACUAUUAUCUGAGAUAUUGAUAAAGACACAGGUUGAACGUUGUUUUGUUAUUAUAUCCGAUGAGUGGUAUAGCAAUAUUUACGAUCACAAUUUCUUUAAAUAUUCUCGUAAUCCGGUGACACAUUUUUACAUACGAGUUAAAGAUGCCGAGGAUUUAAAGUCACCCAACUAUAAUACCGUGCGAGUUCUAAAACAAAUAAAAGCUUUCAAUUGUGAUCUGCACUUUAUUACCCUAUUAAAUGGAAUACAAGUUAAACGUUUAUUGCUGUUUUUGGAGAACUAUCGCAUUUUGAAUACUAAACGGAGAUUUGUAUUUAUGCACGAUGAUCGUCUGUUUGAAGACGAUAUGUAUCGAGUAUGGAGCAAUAUGAUUUUUUCGGUUUUUAUAAAGCCUCUGGAUGAUGAAAAAAGUUUUAUGAUUUCCUCUAUUGCUUUUCCCAAUAUUUUGGUGAAUGGUGCCAUAAUUUCGAAGCAAAUUUUUGUAUGGUUUAAGGGCAAAACUUUAAAGAAGGUUAAGUUGUUUGCUAAUACUUCAGCUAAUUUACAAGGGUUAGAUUUACCGGUGGCUGUUUUCGACCAUGUACCUAUGGUUACAUAUAGUAACCUUAGUAGAACGGAAAUUGAAUACAAAGGCGUUGAGAUUGAAAUUGUUUUAUCACUGGGUAAAGCUAUGAAAUUUAAGCCAUGGUUUUACGAGAGCGCAAAUAGCCAACGAGAACGUUGGGGAAGACAAUUGGCGAAUGGCACCUAUACAGGUUUAAUAGGGGAAUUGAGUUCAAAUUCUGCCAUCAUAGCUAUUGGUGAUUUGCAUGUUUUUAAUGCCUUUAGUUCCAUAAUUGACUUUAGCAGUCCCCACAGCUAUGAAUGUUUGACAUUUCUGACGCCCGAAUCAUCACAGGAUAAUUCCUGGAGAACAUUUAUCCAACCAUUCAGUGGCAGUAUGUGGGCUGGAGUUUUAAUGUCGCUCUUUAUAGUGGGAACACUUUUCUACGUUUUGUCAUUUUUACAUGCUUUGCUAAUGGGCAAGAAAUCUUCGCGUAUUAGCUCUAGAAAGUUUUUCAAACUAUUUCGCCAGCGCAAAAGCGAAAGUCGCAUAUCGAUAAACAGUUAUCGUGAUGUCAGAUUUCGUAGUUAUCUUAAUCAAAUGGUGGUAUUGCUGAAAACAGAAGACUUGUUUGAUAAUUUUGAAAAUUGUAUACUCCUCACAUACUCCAUGCUAAUGUAUGUUUCGUUGCCUCGUAUGCCGCGCAAUUGGCCUUUACGAGUGCUGACUGGCUGGUAUUGGUUAUAUUGCAUUUUGAUAACAGUAAGUUAUCGGGCAAGUUUUACCGCCAUCUUAGCUAAUCCAGCACCACGCAUCACUAUUGAUACUCUAGAGGAGUUAAUGCAAAGCCGCUUGACACUAACAGUUGGUUCCAUGGAAAAUAAACAGUUAUUUGACAAUGCAUUUGAUGAAAUUCUUAAGAAAUUGGGCACAAAAACGGUUAUUAUUAAUGAUAUCAGUGACAUAACCCUGAAAAUUGCCAAGGGAGGUUUUGCUUACUAUGAUAAUCAUUAUUUCUUAAAACAUUUACGUUUAGAGGCAGCCGCAGCCCGCAAGGACGAUGACGUUUUACACAUUAUGCGCGACUGUGUGGUAAAAAUGCCAGUAGCUUUAGGUUUAACACGUAAUUCUCCUUUAAAGCCCUCAAUUGAUAAAUAUUUACAACGUUUAAUAGAGUCGGGCUUAUUGGCUAAAUGGCUGCAAGAUACCGUUCAGCAUUUUCCCGUCGAAGAAGUAAUGCCGCCCGAAGCCUUAAUUGAUUUACAUAAAUUCUGGGGCUCAUUUGUACCCUUAGCAAUUGGCUAUUUUUGUAGUUUUCUUGCAGUUUUAUUUGAGCAUUGGCAUUUUCGUAAUAUCAUUUGUAAGCAUCCCAUGUAUGAGAGAUCCAAUCCAAAAUUGUAUUAUAAUUUUAAAAGAAAAUUUCCGGAUAACUAA
Calliphora vicina (urban bluebottle blowfly) is the source of this 2079-nucleotide messenger RNA. It is a transcript of the gene Ir68a, whose product is annotated as Ionotropic receptor 68a. Lineage: Eukaryota; Metazoa; Arthropoda; Insecta; Diptera; Calliphoridae. Gene Ontology annotation, cellular component: membrane. Bases 1 to 2079 code for a protein of 692 amino acids. The transcript is spliced from 6 exons. Gene Ontology annotation, molecular function: ligand-gated monoatomic ion channel activity. The record is from RefSeq and is a predicted model, not a curated record.